AGCAGCAGCAGUGUUGCCGCGAUACUUUUACUUUGAAAGGUCGAGACGUCUCUCUCGGGCGCAGCGGGGAACACAACAGCGCUGAAACGAAAGCCUGGACCACAUUUAAGGGCGUUUAUGUGGAUUUUGAUCAGAACUUAACAGGGAAAACGAGCUUAAUGUAACGUCUGCGUACACUCUCAACACAUAGUUACGCCCCCUUUACUUAGCAUAGCGAGCUAACGCUGAUUACUGACAGUCAUUAGUAACAUUAGUGACAUUAGUGAGCUUUGAAGACAUUUAGAAAAGCCGAGUGGCCAGGAUGCGAGAGGAUUAUUUUUGAGGAACGACCCCCAUCCACGUGCCAUGUCUCUGGUUUUCACCCGACCCAACACCAACGCAGUCCACGGCAAGAAGGAUAAGAGACUGAUGGCGGAAGUGAACGCGUCACCGCUCAAGCACUUUGUCACAGCAAAGAAGAAGAUCAACGGGAUCUUCGAACAGUUGGGGGCCUACAUCAAGGAGAGCGCUUUAUUUCUGGAAGAUACCUACAAAAAUGAUGAGCUGGACCCGGUCACCACGGAGGAGCAGGUCCAGGAGGUCCGAGGCUACCUCAACAAGGUGGCAGGGAUCGGAGAGGUGCUGGCCCGCAGGCACAUGAAGGUGGUCUUCUUUGGAAGGACGAGUAACGGAAAGAGCUCCGUGAUCAAUGCCAUGCUCUGCGACAAGGUGCUACCCUCCGGGAUCGGACACACCACCAACUGCUUCCUCAGGGUGGAGGGCACGGAUGGCAACGAGUCCUUCCUCCUCACUGAAGGAUCUGAAGAGAGGAAGAGCAUAAAGACAGUGAACCAGCUGGCCCACGCUCUCCACCAGGACGAGGACCUGGACGCCGGCAGUUUGGUGUGUGUCAUGUGGCCUAAAGCCAAGUGUGCUCUCCUCCGGGAUGAUCUGGUGUUGGUGGACAGCCCGGGUAUCGAUGUCACCACAGAGCUCGACAGCUGGAUCGACAAGUUUUGCCUGGACGCUGAUGUGUUUGUUCUGGUGGCGAACUCUGAGUCCACGCUGAUGCAGACGGAAAAGUCCUUCUUCCACAAAGUCAACGAGCGGCUCUCAAGUCCAAACAUCUUCAUCUUAAACAACCGCUGGGAUGCGUCAGCCUCGGAGCCGGAGUACAUGGAGGAGGUCCGCAGGCAGCACAUGGACCGCUGCACCAACUUCCUGGUGGACGAGCUGGGUGUGGUGGACCGGGGCCAGGCCAGCGACCGCAUCUUUUUCGUCUCUGCCAAAGAAGUGCUCCAGGCUCGUGUGCAGAAGGCUCAAGGAAUGCCUGAAGCAGGCGGAGCUCUCGCUGAAGGUUUUCAAGCCAGGAUGUUUGAGUUUCAGAACUUUGAGAGGCGGUUUGAGGAGUGCAUCUCACAGUCAGCAGUGAAGACCAAGUUUGAGCAGCACACAGUGAGAGCCAAACAGAUCUCUGAGGCCCUGCGCCGCAUCAUGGACUCAGUUCACAUUGCUGCACAGGAGCAGAGGGUCUACUGCCUGGAGACCAAAGAGGACCGUCAGGACAGGUUGGAGUUCAUUGACAAGCAGUUGGACUUGCUGACCUUGGACUGUAAGACCAAGAUAAAGAAGAUCACAGAGGAGGUGGAGAGACAGGUGUCUAAUGCCAUGGCAGAGGAGAUCAGGAAGCUCCAUGUGCUGGUAGACGACUUCCGCAUGGAUUUCCAUCCGUCAGCAGUGGUGCUGAAGGUCUAUAAGAACGAGCUGCACCGAUACAUCGAGGAGGGUCUGGGUAAGAACAUGUCUGAGAGGUGCUCCACAUCCAUCACUGGCGCCCUACAGGGAACACAGACUGACAUGAUAGAGGGUCUAAAGCCUCUGCUGCCGAGCCCAGUUAGAGAGCAGGUGGACAAGCUGGUCCCUCGUCAGUGCUUCAGCCUCAGCUACGACCUGGCCUGCGAUAAGCUCUGCAGUGAUUUCCAGGAGGACAUCAGCUUCCACUUCUCUCUGGGCUGGACCAUGCUGGUCAACCGCUUCCUGGGGCCCAAGAACACCAAGCGGGCCCUCAUGGGCUACAACGACCAGGUCCCUCGGCCCAUGGCUCUGACUCCGGUCAGCACCAGCAUGCCUCCAUUCCCACAGAGCUCCAUGACCCAGGAAGAACUGAUGGUCUCAAUGGUGACAGGCCUCGCCUCCCUUACCUCUCGUACCUCCAUGGGCGUCCUCGUGGUUGGUGGUGUGGUCUGGAAGGCAGUGGGCUGGCGUCUGAUCGCCCUGUCGGUGGGUCUGUACGGACUCCUCUACAUCUACGAGAGGCUCACCUGGACCACCAAGGCCAAAGAGAGAGCCUUCAAGAGGCAGUUUGUGGACUACGCCAGUGAGAAGCUGCAGCUCAUCGUCAGCUACACCGGGUCAAACUGCAGCCACCAAGUCCAGCAGGAGUUGGCCGGUGUGUUCGCUCAGCUCUGCCAGCAGGUAGACGUCACCCGUCAGAACCUGGAGGAUGAGAUCACUGACAUGAACAGCAAGAUCGAACUGCUGGACAGCCUGCAGAGCAAAGCUAAGCUGCUGCGGAACAAGGCAGGCUGGCUGGACAGUGAGCUCAACAUGUUCACACAGCAGUACCUUCAUCACAGCAAGUAAACCUGAGUGAGAGAAUCCACUGAGAGACUGAACACCUCCAGAAGGACAUGUGGUACCCAAAGUCACCAAGAGAAGGGACAUAGAGUAGUUAGGUUAUCAAAUUUGAAUGCUUGGUUUUUUUAUUUGGCGAAGUGCACCCGAGUCAGGAACAGAGUCCUGAGGUCUGCGAAUGACCUGCUGCACGAAAACGGAAACUAAAUAGAUGCCAAAUUGUAAAAAAAAAAAAAAAAAGACUGUAGCGCUGAUUUCCUGA
Molecule: messenger RNA, 2875 nt
Organism: Notolabrus celidotus (New Zealand spotty)
Lineage: Eukaryota; Metazoa; Chordata; Actinopteri; Labriformes; Labridae
Gene: mfn2
Product: mitofusin 2
Exons: 18
Coding region: 346-2622 (758 amino acids)
Biological process (GO): mitochondrial fusion; mitochondrion localization
Cellular component (GO): mitochondrial outer membrane
Molecular function (GO): GTPase activity; GTP binding
Source: RefSeq, a predicted model, not a curated record